AUGGAGGAAAUUCCUGCCCUGUAUCCCACCGAACAAGAAUUCAAAAAUCCCAUCGAUUAUCUCUCUAACCCUCACAUUAAGAGGCUUGGUAUACGAUAUGGUAUGGUAAAGGUCGUACCACCAAACGGCUUUCGUCCUCCGCUCUCUGUUGACGUGGAAAAUUUUACUUUUCAACCAAGAAUCCAAAAUCUGGAGAACUUAGACCUGGCAAAUAGGUGUAGGUUGUUUUUCAUGAAGCAGUUAAAUAAUUUUAAUAGGUCCAUUAAGGAUCCAUCGAAAUCUAUACUUAAGAACCCUUAUACGGUUGUAGAGUAUCCAGAUUCUGCACAUACAUCGGAAAUAAUAAAAAAAAAAGUGUACUUAUAUGACGUUUUCUCUGAAUUAAUAAAGGAUAAUCGAGUACCCGCUGACACUACACAAUCUCCAAGGCGAAAAUUGGAAUUCAGAGACAUUUCUCAAUUAAGAGGUGACAGUAGUUUAUGGAGGACCAUUUCUAAGAAAUUCAGCAUACCAACUGGUUUAUUGAAAGAUAUUUUCGAGAAGUAUAUCGCCUCAUACUAUGUAUUUCUUCACUCAUUGAACGAGAGUGUGCACACGGCACUGAAUACUGACCAGUAUCCGAAAUCCUUAUUAAGUGACGACGAGGACGAUUUGGAUCUUGGGCCCGAUUCGAAUUCUGCGUCCGAUUUUGAGGAGGACGACGAUGAUGCUUGUAUUGUUUGUCGCAAGACAAACGAUCCAAAAAGAACUAUUUUAUGUGAUUCAUGUGACAAACCGUUCCAUAUAUAUUGCCUAACACCACCUUUGGAAGGUGUACCCCCUGGUGAUUGGAUUUGUAACACUUGUAUUGUUGGAAACGGGUAUUACGGAUUCACUCAGGAUACGCAUGACUAUUCUCUGCCAGAGUUUCAAAGAUAUUGUAAGCAUCAAAAUUCGAGGUUAUUGCCAGCACGAAAAAUGUCCAUAGACGAACUGGAGGAGAUGUUUUGGAGUUUAGUGACCAAAACCCACCGCAAUGUAUUAACGACUGUCAAAUACGGCGCUGACAUACAUAAUGAAUUGCCAGGUCAAAUUACUGGCUUCCCCACGAGGGACUUCAUACCUAAAAAUAUAAAUGGCGACGAAUUGAAGGACUACUUCAAAUAUUGCGAUCAUCCCAUGAAUUUAACGAACCUGCCUAUGGCUCAUAAUUCGCUGUUACCAUUAUUCAAAAGAAACAUUUCUGGCAUGACUAUUCCUUGGAUUUACAUAGGGUCGUUAUUUUCCACAUUUUGUUGGCACAUGGAAGACCAGUAUACCCUAAGCGCUAACUAUCAACAUCAAGGUGACCCUAAGGUUUGGUACAGCAUUCCAGAAUCGGGAUGUACGAAAUUCAACGAUCUAUUAAAUGAUCUAUCGCCGGACUUAUUCAUCAAACAGCCGGAUCUAUUACAUCAGCUAGUAACUUUAAUAUCCCCUUAUGAUUCAAACUUCAAAAAAUCGGGUAUUCCUGUGUACAAAGCUAUACAAAAGCCCAACGAAUAUAUUAUCACGUUCCCUAAAUGUUACCAUGCAGGUUUCAAUACCGGUUAUAAUUUCAAUGAGGCUGUCAAUUUUACCAUAGAUUUCUGGCUACCCUAUGGAUUUGGUGCGAUUGAAGAUUAUAAAUCGAGUAAAAAAGCCUGUGUUUUUGAUAUGUUUGAUUUGAUGAUCAAUAUUUUGAAAAAGUACAAUAAAGAUACCCUAUCGUUCAAUGAUGCCUUUGCAAGGCAAUGUUACUCUUCAUUGAUUGUUUUCUAUAAUACAGAAUUAAAACGCAUACGAAAAAUUCAGGCCAUUGUACCACGGACAACCCUUUUGGAGGUGGAUGCCGAUCCCAAUGAUGAAGAUGAGGAGUACGAUAUAUUCUGUUCCCAAUGUAAGACCAUAUGUUCGAUAGCCUUUGUUUUGCACAAGCUUAAUAGCCCUGAUUCAAUUAGAACGUAUAAAAGGCACAAGAAAAACCACUUAAGUAUUAAGCAGUGGAAUGAAUUAUCCACGACGGACAGUAAAUUGAGUGUCCUGUGUACACAGGAUUACCUGAAAACAAUACAAAUCUUAAACAAUGACGAUAGUGAAGAACCCUGUAUUGACGAUGAAUUGUAUUUCACUAAAUCUUUGGAGGAUGUUGAUUCUUUAAUAAAGCAAGUUGGUGUUAAGUUAGAUAGAUAG
Molecule: messenger RNA, 2190 nt
Organism: Saccharomyces paradoxus
Lineage: Eukaryota; Fungi; Ascomycota; Saccharomycetes; Saccharomycetales; Saccharomycetaceae
Gene: JHD2
Product: histone demethylase
Exons: 1
Coding region: 1-2190 (729 amino acids)
Biological process (GO): chromatin remodeling
Cellular component (GO): nucleus
Molecular function (GO): histone demethylase activity
Source: RefSeq, a predicted model, not a curated record